UCUCCUCUUUUGGUCUCAGAUCGCGAUCAGUGAGGGGGGAGGAGAGAGAGGGAGAGGGAGAGAUGGGGAGCGAUAGGAAGGUCUACACCUUGGCCGAGGUCUCCGCCCACAACUCUGCCCAUGACUGCUGGCUCGUCAUCGACGGCAAGGUUUAUGAUGUCACCAAAUUCUUGGACGAUCACCCUGGAGGGGAUGAGGUGUUGGUGUCAUCAACUGGGAAAGACGCAACUGAUGACUUUGAAGAUGUUGGGCAUAGCACCGCUGCAAGGGCAAUGUUGGAUGAGUACUAUGUUGGGGAGAUUGAUGACACAACAAUUCUUAAGGAUGUCAAAUACACUGCUCCCAAGCAACCUCACUACAACCAGGACAAGACAUCUGAGUUCAUCAUCAGGCUUCUCCAGUUUUUGGUUCCCUUGGCAAUCUUGGGGUUGGCUGUUGCCAUCAAAAUCUACACAAAAUCAGCUUAAAAAUUUUGUUACCAUAACAUUUAUAAUUAAUCAGUCAGAACGCCGUUUACUUUGUUAUGAUACUGUGGUUUGGCUAUGGUCAACUGUUUGCUUGUGGCUCAUUCAGGAAGUCAUUUAUUUUGGUGUUAUAUCAAAGUACCUAUUACAGUGAAAUGCCUGAGAAACUUUCUCCUGUA
Messenger RNA from Musa acuminata subsp. malaccensis (wild Malaysian banana), 643 nucleotides. Its product is annotated as cytochrome b5. The record is from RefSeq and is a predicted model, not a curated record. NCBI's taxonomy places the organism in Eukaryota, Viridiplantae, Streptophyta, Magnoliopsida, Zingiberales, Musaceae. Gene Ontology annotation, cellular component: intracellular membrane-bounded organelle; membrane. Gene Ontology annotation, molecular function: heme binding.